AUUUUUAGACUUAAAAUUGUUUACAUUUUGUUGCUUGACAAUUGAAAAACUUUCCAAUUUCUCCUAAAAGACACGCUACUAAGCUCUGUUUCCAACAAAACUUGCUAACAUUUAACGAAAGAAAUGCUUUUGCAUUCACGGUUAAGGUCGCAGAUUAUGUAAAUAACUGAUUAUCAUUUUAUGACGUAUAAAGUGGAUGCACGAGUUAAUCAACAGCUGCGAAUCUUUUUUUUUGCCAAAGAAUAGCUGAAAGCAUAGACUUGACACAUAUCUUCUUCUUUGUUGAUAUCAAAUUCUCGUUGAUAUUGAAACGUUAAUCGGAAUAUUAAAGGUUUUGCAUAUUUUUUGGUUUCGUGAAAGGAAAUUUCCGUGAAGAAUGAGCAAGGCUCUUUUGAAAGUUGUUGAAAAAUGUAUAAAAGAGAGAAGAUUGCGAAAUUUCUUAAUCAUUUGUGUUUAGGAAAUUGACAAGGAAUCAUUAUUAUAGAAAGGAAGCAAUAUGAAGUUUCUAGUGAUAUCUUGUGUGAUUAUAAAUUUCGUAUCAGCGUCGCCAUUCCUUAGUGGACUUUUAGGUGGUGGAGGAGGUUCAAGUAGUUCUGCAGCUAGUUCUUCAGAUAGCAGUUCAGGACUUUCAGCAGAUCCAAAUUCAGGAUUGGCGAUUGGAGGGCCAUCUUUAGGAGGAAGUGCUAGUGGAGGUGGUUUUCCCGGUGGAAAAAUUAUUGGAGAUGUUCUUGGAGUUAAAAUUGCUUUAUUAACAUUCUUGAAAAAUGCAGUUAGUCCAAAAGAAGAUCAAACUGCUGAAUUCGGAAGUUUUGAAAAUGAUGGUUCAUUUGGUGAGACCAGUUCUGGAGGAGCUGAAAUUUCUGGAUCAGGAUUAUCAAAUACAGGAUCACAAAUGUUUUCAGGAAAUAGUGGAUUCAGUCAAUUAUCAGGAGGAACUAGUGAAAUUUCUAGUGGAUCCGCACAAACUCAAAACUUUGGUUCUGGUAGUUCUGCUCAAGGAUAUAACUAUGAAAUGCCAAAAACAAAUCAAGGAUACAACUAUCAACCUCCAAGCACUGGCCAAGGAGUUUCUGGGGGAUUGAGCUCUGGAGGAUAUUCUUAUGAAAAACCAGUACCAUUUACAAAUGGAUUAUCAUCAAGUGGAUCAUCAUCAUUCACUGCUUCACAACAAGACAGUUCUGGUAUUUCAGAAUUCUCAAGCGGAUCAGCUACUGUAGAACAAAAUGAUAUAUCAAGUUCUGGAUUUUCAAGUGAUGGAUUUUCAACAUCAGGAGACUCAACUGAUGGAGAUUCUGAUUUUGAUUCAUUUGAUACACAACCAAGCACAAGCAGUAGUGGUGGUGGAUUAGGUUCACUGAUUCAAAUUCCCUUAAAACUUAUUUCCACGAAAGUCGGCUUAAUUCAAAGUUUAUUCGGAGGAGCUAACCGCCAAGAGUCUAGAAGAUUUUAUUUUUAAGAAUAGGAAAUUUAGUCAAUUAUUUUAUUUAAUAUAGUUAAACAUACUUUUCAAAUAAGAACAGAUAAAACUAAGUGUGAAAACCAAAAAAAAAAAUCAAUAUUCAUGUAUUAAAGAAGUGUAAAUAGUGUAAUAUU
Molecule: messenger RNA, 1593 nt
Organism: Chironomus riparius
Lineage: Eukaryota; Metazoa; Arthropoda; Insecta; Diptera; Chironomidae
Source: the annotation of a GenBank genome assembly